This is a messenger RNA of Pseudogymnoascus destructans, 1451 nucleotides long. RefSeq lists its product as uncharacterized. NCBI's taxonomy places the organism in Eukaryota, Fungi, Ascomycota, Leotiomycetes, Thelebolales, Thelebolaceae. The transcript has 2 exons. Gene Ontology annotation, biological process: ribose phosphate biosynthetic process. Gene Ontology annotation, molecular function: sedoheptulose-bisphosphatase activity. The record is from RefSeq and is a predicted model, not a curated record. Bases 323 to 1021 code for a protein of 232 amino acids.
GUUUCGGCCCUUCACGCAUUUGGAGUACCGUACACCAUAGGAAAUUAAUGGCCAAAUGCGUCACCAGGCGGAAAGAGUCGGGGAUGCGAACGUGAGGUGUUGAUUGGCCCAGAGACCAGAGUUCUUCCAAACGGCUAAGCGACUAGACCCCAACAAAGCAACAAAGCAAACAUCGCGACUUUUUUGAAACCGCGGCGGCAGAACGGAGAUAUACUGGGAGUAGGGCUGUUCCGAUCUGUUUGGAUCUAUUUACGUCGUUGGUCGUCCUCUUUGUCUUCUUACAACUUCGUACACCUCCUCUGACCCCAUCAUCAACCUGAAGAUGGCUGACAAGGACGCUGGCACCCCGCGAGUCUUCCUCGUAAGGCACGGCCAGACAGAAUGGACCAUCUCCGGUCAAUGCACCGGUAGUACCGACAUUCCUCUGACCGCCGUCGGUGAGAGCCAAGUGCUUUCGUCCAGCAAGGCUGUGGUGGGGCAGGGCAAGCUCAUCGACCCCUCCAAGCUCACCAAAGUCUUCAUCAGCCCACGCACCCGGGCCCAGCGCACCUACGAUCUCCUAUUCGACGAUGCUGCCAAGGCGGUCUUGAAAGGGAAGGUUGAGAUAACGGAGGAUAUCCGGGAGUGGGAGUACGGAGCCUACGAGGGCGUGACGCCGACGGACAUCCGCAAGCAGCGCCAGGAGAAGGGGCUGGAUAAGGAGAGGCCAUGGAACAUCUGGCAUGAUGGCUGCGAGGACGGAGAGUCCCCGACUGAGGUUGCCACGCGGCUGGACGAGCUGAUUGCGAAGAUCAAGCAGCUGCAGGCGCCGUGUAUGGAUGGCUGGAGGCCGGCGGACAUUGUGGUGAUCGCGCAUGGACACAGCUUGAGGGCUUUUGCGAAGCGGUGGAUUGGGUUCGAGAUGGGGAUGAAGCUGCCGUUAAUGUUGGAGCCGGGGGCGGUGGGGGUGCUGAGCUAUGAGCACCAUAGGGUGGAUGAGCCGGCUUUGCUGUUGGGGGUUAAUAUGGGAGCUUCGGAGUGAGGGGGUAGACGAGUCAUGAUGAAAUGAGCAGCUUACUAUACGCACACUCGGUGAGGGGGUAGGUAGUUGAACGAGCGGGAACACUCAUCCGGGAGGCGAUGAACGAUUCUCCCCUUCUUCCUUCCCACGCACAGGCAAAUCCAGGAGCUCUGCUCUCUUCCCGUUUCCCGUUUCCCGUUUCCCGCACCGUUCACCACAUCAUCAUCCCUCCCACAAGUGAGGUAAUGCAGCUACGCAAGAUGUUGCACAAUUGUGGCAAGCUCGUGAAGAUAUUUCCCCUUCCCCCCCCCUCACCAAUGGGCGGGCACAUGCCGUCCCGUCCUUGGCUACGAUGGGGAUUAGUGUAGAGACAUGACCUAUUGCUACACGGACGUGACAAGUUUCUGGAUUUUGGCUUUCUUUCCAGAUCUGUAUCUGAUCGGUGGAAUGG